AUGAAAAAACACAAUGGAAGCUGGAGGAUGUGCGUUGACUACACCAGUCUCAACAAUGCAUGCCCGAAAGAUUGCUACCCCCUCCCGAGAAUCGACCAGUUGGUCGAUGCAACGGCUGGACACGCGCGCCUCUCUUUCAUGGAUGCCUAUUCAGGGUACAACCAGAUCAGGAUGGCGCCCGAGGACAGCGAACACACGGCCUUCCUCACCGACCAGGGGGUGUACUUCUAUAAGGUCAUGUCGUUCGGGUUGAAAAACGCCGGGGCCACGUACCAGAGGACGGUGAACAAAAUGUUCGCCCAUCAGAUCGGAAGGAACAUGGAAGUAUACGUAGACGACAUGAUCGUGAAAAGCCAAAAGACCGAAGCACAUAUUGCCGACCUGGCCGAGGCGUUCAGCACGCUACGCAAGUUCGGCAUGCGGCUCAACCCCACAAAAUGCGCCUUCGGUGUCACCUCCGGGAAAUUCCUCGGGUUCAUUAUACAUGAAAGGGGAAUUGACGCCAACCUGGAGAAAGUCCAAGCGAUCAUCAACAUGCAGUCACCCCGGACGAUCAAAGACCUGCAGCGACUGAACGGAAGGAUUGUUGCCAUAUCCCGUUUCCUUGCCCGGUUGGGGGAUCACUGCCUCCCCUUCUUCAGGGCGCUCAAGGACCCGAAAAAAUUCCGGUGGACAACGGAGUGCGAAGAAGCCUUCAAACAAGUAAAGCAGCGCCUGGCGAACCUCCCCCGGCUCGCCUCUGUUUCUCCCGGCGAGAAGCUGGGUCUCUACUUGGCGGCCUCCCCACACGCGGUCAGCUCUGUCCUGAUCAAGGAAAGCUCUGACCAACAACUCCCGAUCUACUACGUCAGCCAUGUCCUGGGUGGACCCGAGGAGCGUUACCCGCCGAUCGAAAAACUCGCGCUCGCCUUGGUGCUCUCGGCUCGAAAGUUGCGCCCCUACUUCCAGGCGCACACGGUGGAGGUCAUCACCGACCAACCCCUUCGGCAGGUCUUAACAAAAUUUGAUGUUGCAGGACGGCUCCUCAAAUGGGCGGUGGAGCUGGGCGAACAUGACAUAAGAUACGUGCCCAGGACCGCCAUCAAGGCUCAGGCGGUGGCCGACUUCAUCGCGGAGUUAACUCAGAUGGAGGACAGGGACCUCGAGCAAACCCCCGAAGCUUGGACCCUGCAUGUGGACGGCUCGGCCAAUUCAAGGGGUGCCGGCGCGGGACUGGUUCUCCUCGCCCUCGACGGACGCUCGUUUGAACGUUCCCUCCACUUCGGGUUUAAGGCCACCAACAACGAGGCAGAGUACGAGGCACUCCUAGCUGGACUGAGGCUGGCCCUUGAGAUGCAGGUGGCCGCAAUACACGUCCUCACCGACUCGCAGCUCGUGGCCGAACAGCUCAGCGGAGGAUACGAAGCUCGGGACGCAACCAUGGCAAAAUACCUGGCACGGGUAAAGGACCUAACCGCCAAGUUCCCUUACUUUACGUUGUCUAACGUUCUGAGGGAGGAGAACGCGCGAGCCGACGCGCUAGCUAAGGUCGCGUCAAAGCCGACCUCCGAAGCGUGGCCGGAGGUUGAGGAGCUCCCUGCUCGCGCCAUUGAAGUGGCGGUCGCCGCCCCAGGCAGUGCGCCGAUCACAUGGGUACAGGAGCUGCUACGCUUCAAAAAGGAUGGCACCCUUCCCCUCGACGAGGUAGCGGCUCGGCGCCUGCGCCGUACACAUGCGUGGUACACCGAGGAGAGUGGGCGGCUUUACAGACGGUCCUUCGCCUACCCCCUCCUGCGGUGCUUGGAGCCUGACGAAGCACAGACGGUCUUGGCCGAAACCCACGAAGGGGUUUGCGGCGAACACAUUGGCGGACGGACCUUGGCACACAAAGUACUCCGCCAAGGCUACUACUGGCCAACCAUGUGCCGGGACGCGAAGGCUUACGUACAGCGGUGCGAUUCAUGCCAGCGACACGCCCGCGCACCCCGACAGCCUGCGGUCCCGCUCAGCCCCAUCGAUUGUGCGUGGCCAUUCGCGCAGUGGGGCUUGGACCUACUCGGACCCUUCCCGCCGGCUUCAGGACAGCGGAAGUACAUAAUCGUAGGAGUGGACUACUUCACAAAGUGGGUCGAGGCCGAGCCACUAGCGACAAUCACGGAACAUCAGGUGGAGAAGUUCGUGUGGAAAAACCUCGUGACUCGGUUCGGGUUACCCAAAGCCAUCAUCACAGACAACGGACCCCAAUUCGCCGGCCGAAGAUUCCGGGAGUUCUGUGCAGGUCAUGGCAUCCAACUAAGGUUCAGCUCGGUGGCCCACCCUCAGACAAACGGGCUCGCGGAGAUAACCAACCGAUCCAUCCUGGACGGACUCAAAAGAAGGGUGUCUGCAGCCCGAUCGGUCUAGGCGGACGAGCUCCCCAGCGUACUCUGGUCGCUGCGCACCACUCCCAAGGCCGCGACCGGAGAGUCCCCGUACAGUCUGACGUUCGGGACCGAGGCUGUCUUACCACCCGAAAUGGCUGUCGCCACCCUUCGGACAAGGAGCUACGACGAGGAAGUCUCGAACGAGGGACUCCGUGCCAGCCUCGACGUGCUCGAAGAGCGACGCGCCGACGCGCACCUAAAAGCCCUCUCUUACCAGAGAGCCGUUGCGAGGGUCUACAAUAAGAAGGUACGCCCCCGACCGAUCAAGCUAGGCGACCUAGUCCUGCGAAAAGCCGAGGUCAGUGACCCAGCCCGAGUGAGGGGGAAGCUAGCCCCCAAAUGGGAAGGACCUUAUCGGGUCGUCAAAACGGUCCGACCGGGCACAUACCGGCUCACGACAAUGAACGGCUCUCCCUUACCGAGAACCUGGAACAUCUGGAACCUCAAGAAGUUCUUCGUCUGAAGUGAAGAAACCUUUCUCGGAGGAAGCGUUUCGCCCGAAAGAGAAGAAGGCAGUAGUCGGGAAAAGCAAAAAGCUUCCUGCAGCACAGAAAGCAGGCCCGCUUACAAGGCUCGACUUGCAAAUAAUCAAGAAGCUUUUUUCGUGCAAAGAAGAACUUUUUCAAAGGAAGGAACCUUUUUAGAAGAAGAAGGAGACAAAACGAAAGGGAUCUUUCCUUUUAUUGAAGAAAGCAAGACAACUUACAGGACCCGACUUACAAAAACAGAGCACGAGGACCCCUUUUCCCCACCAGGAGGCUCAAGGCUCCUCCAGGCGGUCAUCGAAGGGGACCUCCUCGGGCAUAUCCACCCCUUGGUCCUCGGGAUGACGAGCGAAGGGAUUUUCCUCCACCUCGAGACCAGGGUGGCGAGCGCAGAAGCGGGAAGUGGCGAUUCGGUAUCCAUACUCGAAGGAUACCCGUCCCGUCCGCGUCAACCCGAGCUCGAACCCCUCCGACCUCUUAUAUGCCUCGAGGAGCUCCUUGUCUUUUGCGGGGCGAAGUCGGGACUCCUCCGCCAACGCCUCCGAGGCCACCCUGGCUUUAGCUUUUGCCUCCUCCAGCUCCUUACCAAGGGUGCUCGCCUCGGCCUUCAACAAACGGAGCUCGGUCCGCUCCACCCUCAUCGCCUUUUGGAGCCCCUCGUUCGCCCUUGUGGAGGCCUCGAGCUCCGACCAAAGGCGCAUCACCUCCGCCUCAAAAUCCGCCGCCCGCUGCUCGGCAGCAGCCACGGCCUCCGGACCAGCUCCGGCCCGGACCUCCUCAACCUGGCGAUGGAGCUCGGCGUUGCGGUUGAUAAGGCCCCCGAUGACGCGGCCGCCGUCACGCACCCUGUCCAUAAGGGCCGUCGCAUAAUGAAGCACCUGCGAUUGGAAAGGGCGGGUUAAAGGGGGACGGCACCAGGCAAGCAAGACUAACCAAAACAAAAGGUGAAGCGCUUACCCAGAUCAAAGACUGGGCGGAUUUGUUGAGCAACGCCUCCGAGGGUAGCACAUACAAAUCCCGAGCCAUAUCAGGAUGAAGCGCGCCUCGGAGGAACGUCGUGGUGGGGUCCCCUCCAGCCCACACCCUGUCCCCCCGGGACAAACCAUCCCAGCGAGCGACUAGGGGGUCACUGGGCCUCCCGGGCGGAGCCUCCCCCACCAGGCGAGUCAGGAACGGCUCCCCGUCCCCGGCCGGUAGCCGACACAAAUCGCGCACGGAGGUCGGCCGCGGAUCCUUCCCAGCUGCACGGCGGCUAGGACCAGCCUCACCCUGACGGAUGCCUUCCUCGGCCCCCUUUGAGGGCGCCGCCUUCGCCCUCUUCCGAGGGCGCCCGGACUCGACCUCCAGAGGCGCGUCCUCAGUGCCGAGUUGCAAGUCGGCCGACGAUGCUGGAAGAGUAGCCGGCGGAUCAACCGGAAGUACAGGAGGUGGGGCCUGCGGCGUGUCGUCUCCAAGGAGUGACCGGAGCUUCACCAUUUCUGCAAAAAGAUCAAAAAAGCGUCAGCAGUAAGGAAGAACCACAUGAAUACCCGAACCAAACAACAACUGACGUACCCGGAGGCAUCGGGCUGAGGCCCGCCUCGACCAGCCACCCCUCGGUCAUGUUCCGGAGGGCCUGGGACCUGGGGAGAAUCUCCCUGAGCCGCCCCAGGUCGAGGCGCUCUGCUUCGCCCAAACAUGGGGUGGUGUUGUCGAUCACCCUCGCAGACCAACGGACUCCGAAACCCCAGUCUUGCUCACGGCUGACGUAAAAGAACCUCCCCUUCCACCCUUUAUUGUUAGAAGGGGCCCCCCCAACUCGGAAGCCCUUUCGGGCGGACAAAAAAUAACCCCCCGAACCCUUGGUAAGGCGAUAACAGGAGAGGAAAAGAUGGAGGGAGGGGACGAUAUUGGCAUAGUGGCAUUCCCCCAAGAACACCACCAGGUAACGCUAGGAGUUCGGCGCCACCUGGGAUGGCGAAAUCCGCCAGAAAGACAAACAGGACACAAUAAGGGGGUGCAGAGGGAGACGCAGACCCGCCUCCAGGGCAUCCAGGGUUAAGGCGAAGCCCUUCGGGACGGGGUCAUACGCCCGUUGUCCCGGCUCAGGCGCACCAAGAACGUAGUCCCCCGGGAUGCCAUAGCGCUCCCGGAGUCCGACCUGCAACGACUCACUCACAGAGGAGUCCUGAUCAUGUGGCCACAUCAAGGCCUCAAGGGCCCGUGCGACCUCCCCGUCGGAAGACUCAACGAGGGGCGGAAGAGGGCUUCCCCCCCUAACCCCGGAGGAAUGGACAGAAGAGGAGGAGGGAGAGGAAACCAUCCUGACUGACCUUUACUGGGAGGGUGCUACGGGAAAGUUGAGCGACGCUGGAGGCGAAGAGGAUGACCGGAAGAAGGACGGCAAGACCGGAAGGAAAAAAACUCAGCGAUGAGAGACGGUGGGGAAGACAGGCGCCCGCUAAUUGAAGGGAACAUCCCGCCGGAUCCAGCGCCCCUUCGCCUCCCAAGAAGUGGGCGGCAGCCCACUCACACUCGCACGUAACCGUCGCGCCGCAUCGGAAAAUACCCAAAAGCGCUCCGCCUUAAUGAAGGCCUGACAUGGCGGCCCCGUCAAAAACAGCAACGGACGCCUCGAGCCCGGCACCCUAAGACGUGCGGCGGAGGCAAUUAACUCCCCCUCAGAGAAAAAUCAAACGCGCCCCGAGACCGCACCAGCGUGGUAACCCGCCUGCGUCGUGCUCCUCGGCCCUCGGCUGCACGCCCCCCGAGACCGCACCAGCGCGGUAACCCACCUGCGUCGUGCUCCUCGGCCCUCGGCUGCACGCCCCCCGAGACCGCACCAGCGCGGUAACCCACCUGCGUCGUGCU
Molecule: messenger RNA, 5737 nt
Organism: Musa acuminata AAA Group (dessert banana)
Lineage: Eukaryota; Viridiplantae; Streptophyta; Magnoliopsida; Zingiberales; Musaceae
Exons: 1
Coding region: 1-2382 (793 amino acids)
Biological process (GO): DNA integration
Molecular function (GO): nucleic acid binding; RNA-DNA hybrid ribonuclease activity
Source: RefSeq, a predicted model, not a curated record